GCGACAAAAUAAUAACAUUUAAACAAACAAGCAAAAAAGGCAGUUUAAUGAAUGCAACGAUAUGGGGGAUACUGUAUCGUGACAGAGGGGCAGAGUCGAGAUAAACCCGUCCGUGCACGGUGGAGAGAGGUUGAGAGACGGACGGACGCUUUGCUAGAGAAACGGGCAGACCUCGAGCCCAUUGGACGAGUCAGACCCCCACUGAGAUCCAAUCACGAGCCGAGGAGCGUCGCCCACACUCAGAGUGCUGUGCUGCGGAACAGGAAGCGAGGAGCCAUGGGGAACAUUUUCGGGAACCUGCUGAAAAGUCUGAUUGGGAAGAAGGAGAUGCGGAUUCUGAUGGUGGGGCUGGACGCUGCUGGGAAAACAACCAUCCUGUACAAACUGAAACUGGGGGAGAUCGUCACCACCAUUCCCACCAUCGGGUUCAAUGUGGAGACAGUGGAAUACAAGAACAUCAGCUUCACUGUGUGGGAUGUGGGCGGCCAGGAUAAGAUCCGCCCCCUCUGGAGGCACUACUUCCAAAACACCCAGGGGCUGAUCUUCGUGGUGGACAGUAAUGACCGGGAGCGAGUGAACGAAGCCCGGGAGGAGCUCAUGAGGAUGCUGGCGGAGGACGAGCUCAGAGAUGCUGUGCUGCUGAUCUUCGCAAACAAACAGGACUUGCCCAACGCCAUGAACGCAGCUGAGAUCACAGACAAGCUGGGGCUGCACUCGCUGCGCCACCGGAACUGGUACAUCCAGGCCACCUGCGCCACCAGCGGGGACGGGCUGUACGAGGGGCUGGACUGGCUGGCCAAUCAGCUGAAGAACAAGAAGUGAGGGGCAGGGCCCCUGUGAGCAGAACACUGCGAGAACACCCAUCCCCUGCAUUCCUCACGAGAACACCCCUCCCCUGCAUUCCUCACGAGAAUAACCCUCCCCUGCAUUCCUCACGAGAAUAACCCUCCCCUGCAUUCCUCACGAGAACAACCCUCCCCUGCAUUCCUCACGAGAACAACCCUCCCCUGCAUUCCACACGAGAACAACCCUCCCCUGCAUUCCUCACGAGAAUAACCCUCCCCUGCAUUCCUCACGAGAAUAACCCUCCCCUGCAUUCCUCACGAGAACAACCCUCCCCUGCAUUCCUCACGAGAAUAACCCUCCCCUGCAUUCCUCACGAGAAUAACCCUCCCCUGCAUUCCUCACGAGAACAACCCUCCCCUGCAUUCCUCAUGAGAACAACCCUCCCCUGCAUUCCACACGAGAACAACCCUCCCCUGCAUUCCUCACGAGAAUAACCCUCCCCUGCAUUCCUCACGAGAAUAACCCUCCCCUGCAUUCCUCACGAGAAUAACCCUCCCCUGCAUUCCUCACGAGAAUAACCCUCCCCUGCAUUCCUCACGAGAAUAACCCUCCCCUGCAUUCCUCACCUGCCCUCGACCGGCUCCUUGUGUGAUUCAUUCAUUUUCAGGGGCAAUGGUUUUGCUGCGUGUUUAUUUAUUUAUUUAUUUAUUUAUUUAUUUAUUAUCCUAGUCCAGUUCUUUAAAAAAAAAAAGCUGCAUUUUCAAACACUCACUAAGAAAUGAAUCGGUUUCACAAACCCUGAUGAGCACUAACAUUGGACUGCCUUCUCUAACAUUAGGUAAUCCAAGGUUAGUGCAAUAAGAGGCUCUUUGAAACCAGCUGCUAAAAGCUAAUCCAGUUAAACAAUCUGCUCCAGUGCCCUGUUCUCUCAAUAAAAGUGGAAUAAUGUAACAGAGCGAGCAUAGUCUUGGAUGCAUGUGCAUAUAACACUCACAGCUCAUUUCACAGACCCGAGAGCACUAAUCUUGGGACUGCUUUACCCAAGGUAACAUUACUGUAGUCCAAAAUGUGUGCUAAACAGGCUCUGUGAAACACGAGUACAAAAUCAUCAAGUUACACUUCUGUCUGCUAACCUUGUGCGGACCAAACAGACUUGAAGUCUCUAAUGUACCUCCCUGCAAAGCUCCAGUCCUGAAAAGGUGAUAGUGCCGUUUUCAGUUCAGGCAUUAGCGGCAUGUAGUUUAUUUAGUUGGUGUUAUGUAUCAUGAUGAUUUAUUAUUAUAUUUUCUUUAUAUUGAUUGAUUGUAAUUGAAAACUGAAUUUGCAAGGCAGCUAAUUGGUUGAAGUGCAUCCUAAGAAAAUAAAAUGACUAGACUUGCUUCUGUUCAUGUGUAACUGCAUUCACAAAAGGUCCUCCUGCAGGUAGAUCACUAGAGUACUGCCUACCCCUAUUUAAAACUCAGACUGGACCGUAUUUCUAAAUUCAGCACUAGUGUGUAAUUGUUAGGGGUGGAGUCUGUAAUUAAAUCUACAUAGAUUUAGUGACCGUAUUCAUCAUAAUAGUCAUUAAAUGGGGGCAGUACUUUUAAUGUCAGCAGGGAUCCAGCCACAGAACGUGAAUGCUGUAUAUAAACUAGACCCUUCAGUGCGUGAAUGAGGAAGACUACUGGACAAACUGAAUUGAUCUCAAUUGUCAAGCCUGCCUGGUUGUGACUGUAUAUUAGUAAGAGGUCAGUGUAUAUGUAUGCUGCUCCUGGCAUUGCAUCGUUAUUGCAGGUGUAUACUUGUGACAUUGUAACUCACCUUCCAUGCAUGCAGUUUCUGUUGCUCUGCUAGUCUAAACGACACAUGCAAUAAAUUCCUAUCGCUCCUGAGGCAACAUGCACACACCUGAACUGAGGGACUCCCAAAGCAGGGGGAGGGGGAGCAGGUGCACCUGUUCCAUCAUCCUUGUUUGAUUAAAUUUGCAGCAUUGGUUUUGAGAAAGACGUCAAGCAUGGUGGAGGCAUUCGCCAGAACAGUCACUUGACGUUGUUCUUGUUUGAUUUUGGAAUGCAAACAGAGUAACGUGUAAUUAAGUCAUGUGCUUGUGUUGAUUCCUAGGCUUGCUCGCUCCUCUUUCAGUAACAUUGACAGUUGGUUUCAUUAAUCCUGGGACAGUAAGGCAGUCCAUUAUUCAUGCUAAGCAGGUGAAUCGAACAAAAUUAUUUCAGCAAAAUGAGGCAAAGUGCACUUUGGGUAAAUUUUUAAUCCCUUAUGGAUUGAAAUAAAAAGCCUGCAAUUCUGAAUAAAAGCCUAACUUGCAGUUAUUUCUCAAUAACUUAAAAAACACUGAAUUCUAAAUUCUAAGGUAUUAAAUUUAGUCAAGCAGACAAACGUUUUGACUUCUGCCUUUGUUAGUUUGACAUGUAACUUUAAACAGCAUUACAUUCCUCUCCCAUUUAAAACCUCUCCUAAUGUAACUCCACAUUAACACACACACACACACACCCACAGGUUCAUUUACAGUAAAAUAGUCAAGUGUUUUUAUUUUGAUGUGGCCUUAACAUAUUGUUAUCUAUUCUGUUCUAUAUUUUUGCUGAACAGCUGGUUCCUUUUCUGUUUAUGUGAAUGUUGUUCUAGAUCGUGGAUGUGUUGGUUCUUUUCUUCUUGGACUUUGUGUUUUGCUUCAGAUGUUCUUUUGAUAGUGAGUAGCGUUUGGGUCACUUUGAUGGCUGGACGGUGCCUGUAACACCUCAAGUCUAAAAAAAAUGCAAAUAUCUAACUGUGAAACGUUGAGUACAAAUUAAACUGUUUUGCGUAUCAA
Acipenser ruthenus (sterlet) is the source of this 3592-nucleotide messenger RNA. RefSeq names its product ADP-ribosylation factor 3. The record is from RefSeq and is a predicted model, not a curated record. Bases 52 to 822 code for a protein of 256 amino acids. The transcript has 5 exons. Gene Ontology annotation, cellular component: plasma membrane; cytoplasm. Gene Ontology annotation, biological process: intracellular protein transport; vesicle-mediated transport. Lineage: Eukaryota; Metazoa; Chordata; Actinopteri; Acipenseriformes; Acipenseridae. Gene Ontology annotation, molecular function: GTP binding; GTPase activity.